Messenger RNA from Dromaius novaehollandiae (emu), 2993 nucleotides. RefSeq lists its product as uncharacterized. Gene Ontology annotation, molecular function: nucleic acid binding; zinc ion binding. The record is from RefSeq and is a predicted model, not a curated record. Gene Ontology annotation, biological process: viral process. NCBI's taxonomy places the organism in Eukaryota, Metazoa, Chordata, Aves, Casuariiformes, Dromaiidae.
AUGGACGCGGUAGUCAAGGUUGUACGUGUGGGUGCCCGGGAAUGGGGGCUCUCUAUGAGAGCGGAUGCAGUUGCGAACUGCGUCGGGCGGCUCCUGAAAGAAGGAGCGAUAGUUAGACCAGGGGACAUUCUUUCCCCUUCUAACUGGGAGAAAUGCACUCGAGCGCUCGCUCAGACAGCCAUGGCCACGAAGAAGGCUGCAGAGCUCAAGACAUGGGGAGACGUAAUGACCAUUUUACAAAGGACUAGGGAGGAGCGUGAGACUUGGCAGGCUGCUCGCGUGGCGCUGCACAUGUCCGCGGAAAUGGCGACACAGACAGCAGCGAACGCAGAGGAGCGAACGGAGGUGAUAGAGGGAGAGACGAUAGUAGGGGAUGAAGUGAGAACAGAGAAUGUGGAAACGGAGGAGGCGGUUUAUCAGGAACCAGAGCUGGGAGAGGGGGAAACACCAGAGGCAUACCCAGUAAUACCCCCUUCUCCGCCACCACCCCCACGGUACCCGUGGAAAGAGAUGAGGGCGAUGGAAAGGGGAGAAUCAGGGGACCUUUAUGGGGACCGAGAUAUGAGAAAGCCAGUGGCAGGUAGUGGAAAAGAAGGCAAGGUGAAAGUGGAGGAGGCAGAAGAAAAGAAAAGACCGCUUAGAGUGGAUGAUCCCCGAGACUGGCUGCCGGGGGCCAUGAUUCGGAUGCAGCAACUAGGGCGGAGUUCCCCGCUGCAGUCAGAUGCGGAAGAAAAAAAGGGGAAGAAAGUCACAAGAGAUAUGGAGCAGAUGUUUAUGCUGCUUACAGCUCUGGAAGAGGAAGUAGCUAAACAAAGAGGGCUAUUAGAGGCAGCAGGUUCCGCCCAAGCGGGAGGGGGAAAAGAAAUUCCCCUAACGGACUGGAAACUGAUAGCGACGGAAUGUGCCCUGAGUGGCCUCAAGUUUCGUGCGCCAAUAGGGGCCUUCCCAGUACUAGUUGCCCCCGGGGGGGGGGGCAGUGAAUGGGUGCCCCUCGACCCAAAGACGGUACAACAGCUAUUGAAAGCAGUGCAAGAACAGGGCCUGCGACACCCAGUGACACAGACGUUGCUGGACGCGGCGCACGCGGGAGGCCUAGUGCCGUGGGAUUGUCGCACCCUCGCGCGACUGGUCUUAUCGCCCACGAUGGUCCUUAUGUGGAAAGAGGCGUGGACCUCGCGUCUGCAGCAAGCGUUGAUGGCCGCGCAGGCAGACCCGCAGAACCCACUGGGCCAAUCCACCCUAACACGGUUAAGAGGAAAUGAUGCGGCCAUGGUUACGCCCCAGCAGCAGGCAGCGGGCCUGAGACCUCGGGAGAUACUGGCGGCAACAGAAGCAUCUCGAAAGGCCUUUGAUGACAUUGGGCCACUGGUGCAACAGGCAGACCCAUGAACGACUGUGAAGCAGGGAGUGGGAGAGCCGUUUGACAAGUUUUGUGACAGACUACAGGCAGCAGUAGAACUCGCAUCUUUACCAGACGCUGCAAAAGGAGCGGUAAUGUUGGAAUGUAUCAAACAGCAGGGCAACGAGUUGACAAAAGAAAUCCUAAGAACAGCGCCUAAGGGAGCAAGUCUAGGGCAGACGAUCAAGUACGUAUUAGAACACCGGGACAAGACCACAGCCCUACAGAUUGCUGCAGCAGUUAUGGCAAUGCCGGAGGUUAGAGCUAGAGGAGGUCCAAAAGGAGGCCCAUGCUUUGGCUGCGGGCAAAUGGGCCAUUUGAGAGCACAGUGCACGAAUAAGGGAAGUUACGCGCGCCCAACAGGGGGUAUGGGGAGCCUCACAUGCUGGGCCUGUGGAAAACCAGGACACAGAGCACGAGAUUGUCGGCGGCCGGGAAACGAGAAGCGGGGAGGGCAAGUAAGGGGCCACCCCUCCCCGGUGAGCCGGCCUCAAGUAGCCCCCGUCAACAACAACACACCGCUGAUGGACAGCUCCAGCGACCAAACUCCGAAGGGAAACCCCGUGUCCUCAAGCACACCGGGGUUUGAUUAUACCGCAAAAUCAUACUGUAACGGCUCUUUGGGGACGGAAACAAAAGGAGGAGGGCUGACCCAUUGGGUAAAUGAGACGGCUAGGGACCUCCCUGAUGGAAUAUUCCUGAUAUGUGGGGACCGGGCGUGGCCCGGGAUCCCAAGACGUGCUGUAGGGGGGCCUUGUUACUUAGGUAGCUUAACUAUCUUUGCGCCCAAUCUAACGGCUGUGAUAACCAUGGCAAAUCAAACGAGUCGAAGGCGCCACAGUCUGACGAGCUUGGGUCCCGAGUGUGAUGAUAAGGUUGAGAUCUGGGGAGCGGCGUCUCGAAUCGGAGCAUCAAUCAUCCCGCAGAUUGGUACAGCACACGCCUUGGCAUCCUUGGGAAAGCUAGCUUGUUGGGCGGUGAAGCAGAGCAACGUAACAACCAAAGUACUGUAUGAAAUGGCACAAGAUAUGGAUAGCUUACGACAUGCUGUCCUGCAGAAUAGAGCAGCCAUAGACUUUCUGCUGUUAGCCCAGGGUCAUGGGUGUAAAGAUGUGGAAGGCAUGUGCUGCUUUAAUCUGACGGAGCACAGCCAGUCAAUACACAGUGAGUUAGAAUGGCUAAAGGAGCACACGCAAAAAAUUACCGUAAUGACUAACCCGCUAGAUAGUUGGUUUGGUAAUUGGCUUGGGCUAGGACCAUGGGCCAGGCAGUUACUAAUAGAAGGGUUGCACCUGCUGCUGAUGCUCGUGCUAGGCAUAUUAGCAUGUAAACUAGUGUUUAGAUGCUUGGUAAGACAACUGCUAGAAAAGGGGUGGUCCCGCCCACACCCACAUUAUGAACGCUUAACCCGCGACACGGCAAUUUAAAGCAAAUAGCAUAGCCAAAGCAUGGGGAGGGGGAGAUGUAGGGAACGGCGAUCGGAAGAUCUCGCGAUGGCACGGAAAGAGGAAGGAUAUGACGCAGAGAUAGCAGUAUGCUUGUAGGUAUAUAAGCGAAUGCAUACGUCCAAUAAACGCCAUUUGUAGCAUCCUCA